Messenger RNA from Cuscuta campestris, 2662 nucleotides. The record is from the annotation of a GenBank genome assembly. Lineage: Eukaryota; Viridiplantae; Streptophyta; Magnoliopsida; Solanales; Convolvulaceae.
AUUGCCUAAUUUCUUUUGAUCCAAGACUGACCCAAAAUCAUUUAGACCUAACGGUCCGGUUAUGUCAAUUUUUUCAAUUAGGACCUAACAGCCCUACCAGUCACCAUAAGUUACGAUCUUCCGUUAAUGCCAUCCUCCUGAAUCAUCAGUUGUCGUUAAGCUGUGCAACAAUACUCGCAAAAUGGAUGCGCAAUCGGACGGCCUCAACGACGAGACGGCGGCGGCGAAGGAGUUGCGGCAACAGCUAGAAUCCCGUGCGGCGUCCGUACACAACGCUCAGCUGGACCUUAUCGCCUCUCUGCAGAACCUUGUCCCUAAUAUUGUCUCCUCCAUUGAUCUCUCCCUCAAGGCAAUCUCUUGCUUCAGCGGCCGACCUUUCGUUCCCCUUCCCGAUACUCUCUCAUCUAACCCUAACCCUAAUGUCCGUUGUCCCAAAUUGCUCCCCUCCGAUCCCAAAUUCACUCCUGCUAACACUAGCAGCGCACUGGGAAAGCGUUCUCCGGCGGCUUCGAGAUUGGAGGAUGAGAAAAUGGUCAUUGAUGAGAGCGGGGGUCCGUUGUCUGUGGUAAGGGCUAUAGUCGCUGUAUGUUUGCUGGAGAGAGUUCCAUUUGCGCCGAUUGAUUCGUCUACUGUGAUAAGGAAGCUGGAGAAUGAUCAGUCCAUAACUGCUGCUGAGAGGGCAGCUCUCAGGGAGCUUGGAGGGGAGUCUGGAGGCAUACUAGCUGUGGAGAUGGCAUUGAAGUCGAUGGCAGAAGACAAUUGCGGGGUUGAGAUGGAGGAAUUCGUGGUAAGUGGAAAAUCUAGAGUAAUGGUGAUGAAUAUAGAUAGGACCCGUCUUUUGAAAGAAUUGCCUGAGAGCAAGCAGUUAUAUCAGCAGAAUGAGGGUGGAUCAAUUGAGGAAAGUCGGAAGCCUGAAUUGUUAAAAGCAGUCAGUGAUGCUAAUAAUGCAGGAGUUUUUGGAGUGGGUAGGCCUGAAAUGUGGAUGGGAGGGCAGAUGGAACACCAACCUCCCCACAUGCCCGGAUUGCCUCCUAUGUUUCCAGGGAAUAUGGGUCUGAGAGGUGGUCCAAGAGGAAUGGUUGGGAUUAUAGGUGGAAUGCCAAGGGGGGUUGGUGUGCUGCCUCCAUUGCCAAGGCCCCCGAUUGGACCAAAUGGGCAAUUUAGUGGGGCAAAUCUGAAGCCUAGGACUGAAGAAGAUGAUAUGAAAGAUCUUGAGGCUUUGCUGAAUAAGAAGAGUUUUAUGGAAAUGCAAAAAUCAAAAACUGGAGAGGAGCUAUUGGACCUUAUUCACAGACCUACAGCCAAGGAGACUGCUGUUGCUGCAAAGUUCAAAAGCAAAGGCGGUUCCCAAGUAAAGGAAUACUGUUCUGCACUGACAAAAGAAGAUUGUCGACGUCAAUCUGGUUCUUUUAUUGCUUGUGUGAAGGUUCAUUUCCGGCGCAUUAUUGCUGCACAUACUGAUGUCAAUUUGGGGGAUUGCUCUUUUCUUGACACUUGUCGUCACAUGAAGACAUGCAAGUAUGUGCAUUAUGAACUUGACUCAACACCGGAUAUGUCACACCAUAUGAUGGGAACAGGGGCCAUUCCUCCACCACCCAAACCUUUGCAGCAGCGUGCUCACUAUUGUUCAGAAGUGGAGCUUGGUGAGCCACAAUGGAUAAACUGUGACAUUCGCUCGUUCAGAAUGGAUAUUUUAGGACAGUUUGGAAUAAUCAUGGCAGAUCCACCCUGGGAUAUUCACAUGGAAUUACCUUAUGGAACAAUGGCUGACGAUGAAAUGCGCACUCUAAAUGUCCCUGCACUCCAGACUGAUGGUUUAAUUUUCCUUUGGGUAACUGGAAGAGCUAUGGAACUCGGACGUGAAUGUUUAGAACUUUGGGGUUACAAACGUGUUGAGGAGAUUAUUUGGGUAAAGACCAAUCAACUUCAGCGAAUUAUCCGAACCGGUAGAACGGGUCAUUGGCUUAACCAUAGUAAAGAGCAUUGCCUGGUCGGCAUAAAGGGCAAUCCAGAGGUCAACAGGAAUAUUGACACUGAUGUCAUUGUUGCUGAGGUUCGUGAAACGAGUCGCAAGCCAGAUGAGAUGUAUGCCAUGCUGGAAAGGAUAAGUCCAAGGACAAGAAAGCUGGAGUUGUUUGCACGAAUGCAUAAUGUUCAUGCUGGAUGGAUGUCACUUGGAAACCAAUUGCAAGGGGUGCGGUUAGUUGACGAAGGGCUUAGGGCACGGUUCAAGGCCGCUUACCCAGAUGUGGAGGUACAGCCUCAAUCGCCUCCCAGACCAGCUGCUGCCAUGGAAGUGGACCCCAGCAGCUCUGCCCAGGUGAGGAAUACAGAAUCUGCAUAAUCUCAACUACACAAAGGUAACCAGUGAAUCCGUGAUGUGCUAUUAUUAGGGAGUUUUAUAGAUGACUAUUUAGAACCUUUUGUUGCGUUUAUGUGUGUGUUUACAAUCUGUUCCUCUCAAAUAGUACAUGAGAUUGAACAAAGUUCCAUCCUUUUGUAUGCUGUCAAAAUGUACAAGUUUCUGAAAUGAUGUUUCAUAAUUUUCAUUAGCCUUUUACAGAGUACUCGGUAUUUAUAAUUCUGCAACUGUUUGAUUUUGUCUUUUAUUAAUUUUUAAUAUUUUCUCACUUAAAGUACAAAACAAAAGUUAGAUAUUGGU